Messenger RNA from Suillus bovinus, 801 nucleotides. RefSeq lists its product as uncharacterized. Lineage: Eukaryota; Fungi; Basidiomycota; Agaricomycetes; Boletales; Suillaceae. The coding region runs from base 1 to 801 and encodes 266 amino acids. The transcript has 5 exons. The record is from RefSeq and is a predicted model, not a curated record.
AUGAGUAUGGCUGCAUGCUUUCAAGGUUUCCAACCCCCGCGAAUACAUCAUGUUCCCCCACCUAUGGCGUCAGUUCAAGUGCCCGACACCAUCCUGUCUGGUCCUGGGGGACAUGGAAUGCCAAUACCUUUGAGUGGUGGGCCAGCAGACCCACCACCAGGCACUAGAUUUAAUGCAUGGACGGGCAUGUUUGACAGCAUCUUGGAUAUCUCCAGCCAUGAGCUCACAGCAGCCGAUCAACACAGUUCACCCUCACCCUUUGCACAGAUCCCUGGUACUCGGAGUCUCAAAUGGCCAGCACCUGCACUGGGUAUGGCUGAGGGCUUACAGGUAGUCCAAAAAGUCAAGCUCGGUGAUGGUGGUAGCCGGGGUCGAGUUCAUUGCAGUGACUUCGAUGGACUUUAUUCAGCCAUCAUACAACUAGCCAUAAGUCACUAUCAGUGUGUCCUUACCAAUAGUUCGAUUUAUCCCAAUGAUGUUGAACAUUGGGACUGGUCCGCUGAGGCAUGGAAUGCAGCCUGUCGUGCCAAUGGAGUCAAAGUUGAAUACAAUGAAGAUGCAUACAAACUGAUCACAUCACGUGGCUCAAAUUUACGGAGUGAACUCAAGAACCUCAUGUGCCCACUGGUUGAAGCUGAUUUUGGCUUUGUCAAUGAAAAGACACCAGUGAUCAUUAAGGCGAAUGCUACACUAGCAGCAGCUGUGGUGGAGAAUCGUAAAAUUUUGACAUAUAAGGCACUCAUGGCUAGCAAUAGGACUGUCAGGCAUGCAAAGGUGCUUAUGAGGCAGACAUUAUUCUGA